CGGCUGCGAGCCGCGGGCGCGCAGGACUUACUUGGAACGUGCUCGUGGGGUACUCGGGGUUUGAGUGUGGCGCACGCGCAGUGUCCCCCAAGGCGGGCAGGGAUAUGCGGAGCCGCGGCGCCGUCUGGUAUAUUAUAGGAGGAAAUUACAUCAUAUUGUCAAAUAAGGAAGAGCUAAGCUGAACGGAUGACUUGUAUGACAAAAAUGUGCCCCUCCUAUGAAUUGCUUCUGAGAUUCGUUAAUGAUACGUGGUGGCAAGGGAAUGAAAGCUGCAGGAUACCUGGCAAGAACUGUGGAUUUCUAAAAUUUGGAGACAUUGCAGAGCAAGGCACAAUGUCAACGGCAGGAGUUGCUGCUCAAGAAAUGAGAGGUCCAUUAAAAACUGGAUUUCUCCAUAAUGGCCAAGGCAUAGGGAGUCUGAAAACCUGCUGGACCGGCCACAAUGGGUUUGAAAAGACUUUCUUUAACAUGGACCCUAUAACAAUGACAUACAAUCUGAAUCCAUCAGCACAGCAACAUUGUACAUCUAUUGGGCACAUUUCAAACCCUGUACCAACAAAUGGCUACUGCUUUACUGAAAGCUGUGUCAGGGUCCCACCUCAGAAAUCCAGCCCAUCUCCUCUUAGUCCCAAAAGUGAGAAGCUUAGUUCAAAGCAUGAAGAUUAUCUUGUUCCUAGUUUCAGCAAACUGUCGGUAACUGUGGGGUGUGUUUCUGAGGAGAUGCCUCCUCAUACACUGACAAAGAGUGGACCACCUCAGUUUUCUUCUGCAUCUUCCAAUGACCGCAGCUCUAGGCCACUACCUCCACUGCCCAUUUCUGAGGACCUCUCUCCAGAUGAUGUCGACAGAGAGGUGGAAUUCUUAACAAGUUCAGACACUGACUUUUUGUUAGAUGAUUAUGAACUUCCUCCUUUUAAAUCCAGUGCUCCAAGUAGGCGGAGUUUUAGGGGUUGCGGACAGAUCAAUUAUGCCUAUUUUGAUGCCCCAGCAGGACCAAAAACAGAAGAUAGCAACUCUGCAAAUAACCUAAAUGGAUGUACACAAACCCCAUGUCCUCCUCCACAACAGCUGCAUCGGCGUUUACGAAGGUCUCAUUCAGGGCCAGCUGGAUCAUUUAAUAAACCAGUAGUGAGGCUAUCUAGCCACUUAAAUAGGGCUUCUCCUAAUUCUGAUGAAGACAAACCAGAGGUCCCCCCUAGGGUUCCCAUACCUCCUAGGGCGCUCAAACCGGAUUAUAGAAGGUGGUCAGCAGAGGUCACUUCUAGCGCAUACAGUGAUGAAGACAGGCCUCCCAAAGUGCCCCCGAGAGAACCUUUAUCACGGAGCAAUUCCCGUACACCGAGCCCUAAAAGUCUGCCAUUGUACCUCAAUGGGGUCAUGCCCCCCACACAGAGCUUUGCCCCUGAUCCUAAAUAUGUCAGCAGCAAAGCUCUACAAAGACAAAACAGUGAUGGAUCUGCGAACAGGGUCCCUUGCAUUCUUCCCAUUAUUGAAAAUGGUAAGAAGGCCAGUUCAACACACUACUAUCUGUUGCCUGAAAGGCCUUCAUAUCUGGACAAGUAUGAGAAAUUCUUCAGAGAAGCAGAAGAAACCAGCUCAAGCACAGAAAUGAAGUCCUGGUCUGGUGACUGCACCACAGCUGCUGCCACAGCAAAGCAGGACUCAAAAGCUAGAAUGGACAUGGUUGGCCACGUGAAACGGAAACACCUGUCUUAUGUGGUUUCUCCAUAGAUUCUUGGAACAUGAUUCACGAUAGUUGCUUAGGAUGGAGUAGAUCUUAACCAUGUUGCUAAGUUUUUGAGAUCCAAGGAAAGGUUUUCAAAUAAUGAAGUAAUGGAAUUCUUCCUGUUUCAGCAGAAAAGUGGAGUAUCAAUGGUAAAGUCGUCUUAUGAUGCGUAUCUCUGAAUUGUUUGUCUGGACUAAGCCUAUCUUGGUCUGGAUAAUUGAAGACUGUAAAGCAUUUAUAGAAACACAUGGAGUAACCAUAGCCAUGUUGGCCAGUUAUACACUAUCCUAGAGUAAUAUAUUUUGUAAAGGCAUAUUAAGAAAAAAUCCAAUUUUGAUGUCUAAAACCGAAAUCAGGGAAGAAAGUGCAGUACAGUAUUUUUGUUUUAUAUCACAGGCAUUUCCAAAGUAAUAGGCUUGGCAUUUUAAAAUCUUUUGCAGAAAAUAGCAUUGCUGGGAACAAACCCUGUUCUCUUUAGCUUGGAUGUGCUAACCUGGCUAGAAGGAAAUUGACAUCUACUUAAAGACUUGGAAGUGUAUUGGGAAGUGUUUAGACUUUUUUAAUAUCUUCAAUAUUUUGAAAACUUAGUAGGAUAUAAGUAGAAUUUUUUAGUGAAGUGGCUUCCGACAGGGGUUAGACUUCUGCUUUUUUAUGGUGCCUCUUGGAUUCUUUCACCCACUAACAGGCACAUAGCAGAAUUCUGCAGAUUUUCUUAGCAGAGACUUGGACCAGCUACUGCUAACCUUCACCCAUUGUUCUCUCCAUAAGGGGUCCAAGGAAUGCAUGUUAGUGUCCUAAAAUUGACAGGGGAAAGGUAUCUAUCCACAAUUGCUAGUAAAUGGUCAGCGAUGACUACAUCCUUAUUUGGUACAGUAUACAAACUUCUGACUGUAUUAUAAACAGAAACACACAACACAAGCUGGUCUUGUGUUCUGGUUUCUAUUCAGUAUUUUCUGGUUGUGUAGUUUGUUUUUUUGGUAAAUUAAACAUGAUUCCAUUUACAAACCGUGUCAGUCACAUCUGCCUUUGCUUCAGAUACUGCUUCUUUGUUUGUUUUUUUCCCCCCCAUAGUCUGCCUCACCGUUCCAUUUAGGUCCGGGGAGAUGCAACACUUGUGCAUUAGCUGUUUCUCGUGCAUACUUCCACAUAUUUAUCCUUUUAUAGAUAAGCACAAGAGAAGAGGUGCUCAUUAAUGGAGGUCCAUUACUAUAAUGCUCUCCUCCUAAUAGAAAUGAACAAGCUGUUUACAGUUUAAACUGCUGAAUGAGAUAUUUGAGCUAUUUUAAAGCUUACUUUUAUGUUUUAGUACAAACUAAAUGAAGGUGAAAUACAUGCUAUAGAAAAUGCACUGAUAUUUCUGCAUCAUGUGUACAGUAUUGAACAAAAGGAUUUUAUUCACUUUGUUUUAUUUUGAAUAUUGUCAUGUCUUGAAUUUAAUAAAGUUAUAAUAUACUUAUUUAUGAUA
Molecule: messenger RNA, 3191 nt
Organism: Chelonia mydas (Green sea turtle)
Lineage: Eukaryota; Metazoa; Chordata; Testudines; Cheloniidae
Gene: ERRFI1
Product: ERBB receptor feedback inhibitor 1
Exons: 5
Coding region: 187-1731 (514 amino acids)
Biological process (GO): regulation of keratinocyte differentiation; negative regulation of epidermal growth factor receptor signaling pathway
Cellular component (GO): extrinsic component of cytoplasmic side of plasma membrane
Source: RefSeq, a predicted model, not a curated record